This is a messenger RNA of Asparagus officinalis (garden asparagus), 881 nucleotides long. Its product is annotated as calcium-dependent protein kinase 8-like. Gene Ontology annotation, cellular component: nucleus; cytoplasm. Gene Ontology annotation, molecular function: calmodulin binding; ATP binding; calcium/calmodulin-dependent protein kinase activity. The record is from RefSeq and is a predicted model, not a curated record. NCBI's taxonomy places the organism in Eukaryota, Viridiplantae, Streptophyta, Magnoliopsida, Asparagales, Asparagaceae. The coding region runs from base 264 to 881 and encodes 205 amino acids. The transcript is spliced from 3 exons. Gene Ontology annotation, biological process: intracellular signal transduction; peptidyl-serine phosphorylation; protein autophosphorylation.
AACGCAAAAUCGUUACCAUUACCGUAUUCUUUGUGAAUUGAUACGUUUCAAUUCAAACGUGCGGUAGCGCGGGAGCCAAAAGAGGAGAAACUAACGGUCAACCAACAGAAAUCCAAAAGCUCUCAAACACCCAACAACUCCGUUCCCUAAUCCACAAACACAUCAAAAUCCCACCGACACAUAAAUUUAAAAAAAAAAACGAAAAAAAAAUAGGGGGAGAAAGAAGAAUCUACAGAGGAAAAAUAGAUCAAGAGGAGGGAGGAAUGGGAGGCUGCUACUCCUCCCAAUCCUCCAACCUCUCUGACGAGUCCAAGAGCCGCCGCUGCCUCCCCUCCAUCUCCUCCUCUGACCACGUCGACAACCUCGAUGACAUUGAGUGCAUCGACCUCGUCGCUGCUGCCGCCAAACCCUACUCCACCUCCAUCCUCAGAAACCCUUCCUCCGGCGAAGAAUUCCUCUGCAGGUACCAGCUCGGGAAGGAGCUCGGCAGAGGCGAGUUCGGCGUCACGCGAAGAUGCACGGAUAUCGAGACGGGCGAGAAGUUCGCUUGCAAGACGAUAUCAAAGCUUAGGCUGAAGAACUGUGUGGACGCCGCCGAUGUGAGGAGGGAGGUGGAGAUUAUGAGGCAUUUUCCGAACCAUCCGAAUAUUGUGCAGCUUAGAGAUGCUUAUGAGGAUGAAGAGGCUGUGCAUUUGGUGAUGGAGUUGUGUCAGGGAGGAGAGCUUUUUGAUAGGAUUGUUGCAAGGGGGCAUUAUACGGAGAGGGCUGCUGCUGGUGUCGCCAAGACAAUCAUUGAGAUUGUUCAGGUGAAGAACAGAAGUAACACAGAGAGGGCUGCUGCUGGUGUCGCCAAGACAAUCAUUGAGAUUGUUCAGGACUAA